Glycine soja is the source of this 2707-nucleotide messenger RNA. Its product is annotated as tRNA uridine 5-carboxymethylaminomethyl modification enzyme MnmG-like. The transcript has 10 exons. Gene Ontology annotation, molecular function: flavin adenine dinucleotide binding. The coding region runs from base 380 to 2557 and encodes 725 amino acids. Gene Ontology annotation, biological process: tRNA methylation; tRNA wobble uridine modification. NCBI's taxonomy places the organism in Eukaryota, Viridiplantae, Streptophyta, Magnoliopsida, Fabales, Fabaceae. The record is from RefSeq and is a predicted model, not a curated record.
CACACCUCUGCUACACUGGCGGGAUGUGAAAAAAUGUACAAUGGAAUCAGGAUUUCAUUGCAUAAUGUUUUUUGCAUCUUUACUAGUGCAACAAAAUCAUAAUUUCAUUGUGCAUUAUGGGAAAGGAUGUUUUUGGAAUUUUAAAUGUUGAUAGGGGCCAAUAGCAAAUGAUUGGGGCCAAUAGCAACCCUAAGCUAAGUUCAGAGGUUGGGCCAGGCCAGCCAGUUCACUUGGCACAACAUAAUUAUUGGAUAUAUUGCUAUGGCAGAGAAGACAGACACAAGGAAGCUGCAAAACACUGAAUGAGGAUGAGGAUGAGAAUCAAACGCCAUUGAAACAACACCUUUUACUCAGACAGAGCCGUUAACCAAAUGCCACAAUGGCAACGGCGCCGUUAACUCUCCAUCUCUGUUGCCUUGGCCGAAGCUUAUGCAAAACGCUCUUUCUUACUCCCUCCCCCGCCGCUCUUGGGAGCUCUCCUCACGUCACUUUCCGAGGCAAGUUCCGCCGCCGAAUCUCUUUGUCCCGGCGCUUCUCCGCCGGCUCCACCUCCCGAGAAGUGGAAUAUGAAUUGGGCUUUGGAGGAGGAGUGGAUGAGAAGUAUGAUGUGAUUGUAGUUGGAGGAGGGCACGCAGGGUGCGAAGCCGCUCUUGCCUCUGCACGUUUGGGAGCAAGGACUCUUCUUCUUACUCUCAACAUUGACCGAAUUGCGUGGCAGCCUUGCAAUCCAGCUGUUGGUGGGCCCGCAAAGUCCCAACUUGUUCAUGAAGUGGAUGCACUUGGUGGUCAAAUAGGGAAGAUUGCUGAUAGAUGUUACUUACAGAAGCGUGUACUCAAUGUCUCAAGAGGUCCUGCAGUUCGUGCAUUACGUGCUCAGACCGAUAAAAGGGACUAUGCCAUUCAAAUGAAAAGUGUAGUAGAAAGCACUCCAAACCUUUCUAUUCGAGAGGCUAUGGUCACAGAUAUUUUACUAGGGAAGAAUGAUAACGUGGAAGGUGUUUGUACAUUCUUUGGAAUGAAAUUCUAUGCUCCGUCUGUUAUUCUCACCACAGGGACUUUUAUGAGUGGUAAAAUUUGGGUCGGUAGAACUUCUAUGCCUGCAGGAAGAGCUGGCGAGUCUGCUUCACUUGGAUUAACAGAAAACUUACAACGACUUGGUUUUGAAACUGAUCGGUUGAAAACUGGAACCCCUGCCCGAGUGGACAUUCGCACUGUAAAUUUCUCAGGAUUAGAACCACAGCAUGGAGAUGAAGAGGUUGGCUGGUUUAGUUUUGAUCCUGAGGUCCAUAUUGAAAGAGAGCAGAUGUGCUGCUACCUAACUCGUACUACAAGUACAACUCAUCAGAUAAUACGAGAGAACUUACAUGAGACUCCCACUUAUGGGGGAUGGGUUGAAGCCAAAGGACCUAGAUACUGUCCUUCAAUAGAAGAUAAGAUUGUAAGAUUCCAAGAUAAAGAGUCUCAUCAAAUAUUUCUUGAACCUGAGGGUCGAAGUGUGCCUGAGCUCUAUGUGCAGGGGUUCUCAACAGGUUUGCCAGAGAGACUACAAUUACCUUUGCUGAGAACUUUACCUGGGCUUGAGAACUGUUCAAUGUUAAGGCCUGCAUAUGCUGUGGAAUAUGAUUAUUUACCUGCUCAUCAAUGCGGUAGGUCUCUAAUGACAAAGAAAAUACAAGGAUUGUUCUUCUCCGGUCAGAUAAAUGGAACUACAGGCUAUGAAGAAGCUGCAGCACAGGGUAUCAUUUCUGGUAUCAAUGCUGCUAGACAUGCAGACAGUAAGCCAGUUAUUGUUCUUGAGAGGGAGAGCAGUUAUAUAGGAACAUUAAUUGAUGAUCUAGUAACUAAGGACCUGCGAGAGCCUUACCGCAUGUUAACCAGCCGCUCAGAGCAUCGGUUACUUUUGAGAUCUGACAAUGCUGAUAGCCGUCUCACACCUUUAGGUCGUGAAAUUGGGUUGAUCGAUGAUAGGCGCUGGAAACUGUACCAGGAUAAGCAAGCUCGGAUUUCUGAGGAAAAGAAGCGAUUGAAAAGUGUCAGGAUUUCAGGAGGGGAUUUGGCUGCUGAAGUCACUAAUCUUUCUCGUCAGCCAGUGAAGGACUUUUCAACAUUAGAAAGUCUUCUUAAGAAACCACACAUACAAUAUGAAAUUCUUGACAAGCAUGGUUUCGGCGACAAAAGCUUAUCAAGAAUGGAGAAAGAAUGUGUCGAGAUUGAUAUAAAGUAUGAAGGUUUCAUCUUGCGUCAGCAAAGCCAACUUCAACAGGUGGUUGCUCAACAACAUAGACCACUUCCUGAAGACUUAGAUUACUAUGCAAUGACAACAUUGUCUCUUGAAGCUCGCGAAAAACUUUCCAAGGUUAGGCCUCAAACCAUUGGUCAGGCAAGCAGAGUAGGGGGGGUGAGCCCCGCUGAUAUCACUGCUCUACUCAUCGUGAUCGAAGCCAGACGGAGGAAAGCUCAAGAACUAAGGAGGUACAAAAUGAUGAAUGCCAUUCGAGCAAAUUCCCAAGAUGAGGUGCCUGAAGUUUCUUUGACUGAGAAAGUCAGCUCUGGAUGAAGCUUCCAUGUCACUUUGAUGCCCGACUAUUCUAUCAAUUUUGGUAUUUAGUGUGUCAUAUUAUGUAUACUAGAGAGUCGUCCGUACCAUGCUCAUACUAAUAUUUGAAAUUUCAUAAAUAUAAAUUAUUACUACAUAUACAUACUUAAA